AUGGCGGCCGCAAGUGCUGGAACGACUCACAAGAGCGUCUUCUACGCCAUCAACCACCUCUUUCUGCCGCCGGUGCUUCCGCACAAGCAUGACUCCUCCCAGCCUCGUGUUCAAUGGCUUGUGAGCUUUGCGAUUGAGGCUCUCCAGACCUACGCGGCUCGCUCACAAGGUCAUCACAAGGCCAUCACCAAGGUGGCCACGGACACGAUCACCAGCUUUGUCGAGUUGCACACUAUCGGCGACAGUCAAAUCUCUGUACAGGCUGAGUUACUUGCUGCGAAGCUUCAAGAUCUCUGCACAACAGUCACAGAGUACCUCUCCUCCAUCCUGCACGCCCUGGGCUCAACGAUCGAGGUGCAGGCCAUCAAGAAGAGUAUGCGGGAGGAGAUCAUGUAUUCGUCCUGCCGCCUCCCUUGGACUCGGUCGCAGACGUGGCUCUUACUUCGCGUUGGUCUCCACUUGACCACGUCGAGGCUGGAAGCCGAGCUCGACGCAAGCACUGAAAGUCCUAGAGCCCCCAUGUACAAGGAGUUCAUUGCGUACCUCAUGGCCACACUGCUUCAGGAAGCAUAUAAACACAAUGUCGAAAGCGACCUUCUCUCAGUCAUGACCUCGAAGGUCAGCCGGCGCUUCCGCAAGUUGGGCAUCAUUGCAAGCAGCUGGCUUCGAGAGCCUCGAUUUCCACAAGGACGCCUUUGCCUCCAUCCCGAAACAUACCUCAAGACAAUCACCCAGCUCGACAUGCAAGAGCUGACGGCCACCUUUGCACUCAGAUCCAGCCUGCACGAGCUUGAUCCUGAUGAGCUGCCCUAUGUCCAGGUUGAUGUGGACGACUACCGUUCCUUCCAUCUGGCAGGCCUCGAGAGCUGGGUUGAACAUUCGCUCGACAGGUGGCUCGAACACAACACCUCGACUUCAUCUACUUGCAGGAGCAUCUGGACCGUGCUGUACAAGUACCACUCAGCUGCACACGCAGCGUAUCAGAGCAAUCCCGAAGCAUUCUCCCUCAUGAUCCUGACCUGCCUCGAGUUGUGGAUUGCUUGCAACAAGUCAGCACUGACGAUCUGUCUUGAGCUCGGCAAGUACCAUGAUUCGAGCGUGCAGCCUAACUUAAUCCGCGACCUGCUUCAGAGUUUACUCCUCCCGCGCAAGUCUCAGCUCGACAGGCUGAAUCGGGUCGAGGAGUACCUCAACCCGUGUUCGAAAAACCGGAGAGCAGUCACGCUCUCGAUCUUCGACAGCUUUGGCAAAAGCAACAAUUUCUAUGUGAUGUAUUUCGAAUCAUCACAGCAGCAACAGGAGUUGUACGAUCGCAUAUACAGCCAAGCCGGACAGGCUCGCGAGCAGAAGAAGAUCGAGCUGGCCAUGAAGAAGAAGAAGCACGAGAACCUCAAAUGUGAGGCCAACGGCAUGUGUUGCGACUACUAUGACGUGUUUCGCGGUAAAUACCACUCUACCGAGCACGAUCAAUGGAGCUGCAGGAAGUGCCGUGUCGUGAGGGAGUAUCAGGCAAUGGAGAUUGAGGUGCACGAGUGGCCGCUCCCAAAGAACACCGCGGAGGCACGGAAUGCCGUCUUCGAACUGGCACCUCCAGAGUGGUUCCCAGCCUGCCCGCACACUGGCGUCUUCACCAGUAGUGUGGCGUUGACGGAUAUUAUCGCACAACAGUGCAUGCUGAAACUGCCCUCCAAGGACUCCACGAUGCAACGCUUCCUCUACAGCCCCGCCAGUGAUCCCAGCGGGCCGCCACCCAACGCCGUCAUUGCAGCCCAGCAUGACUGCCCUCAGCACAUGACGCUGGCUGAGUUUAGAGAGUUGUGUGUGUUGCCAUUGGGCUUCAAGCUGCAGUGGCAGAACAUUCUUCGCCAGCUUCAGGCACCGUCGGUCGACUUCAACCAGGCAUCUACGUUCAUCUUUCACGCGCAGUGCAUAAACCAGGUAGGCCCGGCAGAUUCCGGCAACGUUCUCCGAGCAUCCCACGCCAUCUUCGCCGACCACAACUUCUCGCAAGAGCUUCUAGAUGGUGUGGUCAUUGCCCCCUCGCGACUUGCAGAAUCGUGGCAGUCCGCCGAAGCUCUCCGCACAUUUAUCCUCAUCGCCACUCGCGCUCUCCGGCUAAUAACAGGUACUGGAAUCAUUCACAUGUACCUAGACUUCCUGGCAUCUGCGAGCAGCACAGUCCUCGGCUGGGCAGUCUCUCUAAGGGACAAGGCUCGAUUGAGUGAUGCCGCACAGACGCGGGAUGACCUUCGGCGCCGCGCGGCAAGAUGCGCGCUCAUCUGCUCACUGUCCUUCGACGUUGAGGACGAUCACCUGCCGUCAGCCCUCCAGACCCGACUUGCUGCUUCUGAGUUCCUACAGUGCUCUAUGAUCGCUCGCGAAGGCAUCGAUAGCGAGAAUAGCUCCAACUCUAGUGAUACUCUUUUCUGGCAAUGGCAGCGAAUCAGUCAUCGCGCCUUACCCAUCCUCUCACGCUUCAUCACACGCGGUAGUCGUGCCCUGGAUGAUGCCAUCAGUAGCUCCUGGUCUGGCCACACUUCGCAGCAGACUUGGUUAGCCGUGUCGGGUCAGUUUCUGGAGUGGCUGGUUGGCACGGCUUGCGAGAUAAACUCUCCCAUCGUACGCUUCAACCUGCUCACGGGUGAACUUCUCGUCAACGGCUUGCCUCUGAACCGGCUCCCUUCAGAGUACGAGAGCCACAAGAUUUACAAGACUCUAUUUGGCAGCUCCAUCAUCGAUGUCAUGCCAGGCAACGUUCCAGGCUUUCCGUUCUCCACAAAUGUUCCUUUUGCUAGCCACGAUGUGCAGUUUGCUCUGAUUUCCUCUGAGCUCUUCGUUCGGGCGACAAAGGAUUACCACACGUUCCACUACGUACCGAGUAGACUCCUCCGCGGCUGUUUUCCGGAUGCCUUCGUCGACGACUACGUCCAUUUCUAUGACGAAACGACCCAGACUGUGAGCCUGCGCCUGCUCAGCCACCCCUGGGCUGCACCAUGUAUCCCAUGGACUCUUUCGCGUGGUGCUGCUGGUGAUCGUUGGCAGCUGCGCAAGGAUAACGUGACCGUCAUCAGUCUCAGCACGCGGACUUCAAAGGUCAUGGCCGAGAUCCUGGGCACCCUCACAGACGAGGCGCGCAUCCACUGCUUGGCCUCAGCCAACCACAAGCGGAUCGACAUCGAGCUGCCGGGACUUCGUUCUCACUUCUAUCUCGAGACAGGAGACACUGCUGUCACAAGCAGAGACUUCCGCGGCAUGAUCAUCGACGAAAAUCAAAAUGCUGGUACUCUUAUCGGCCUGUUCAACAAGCUUGUCCUUAAAAAUCCAUCUUCGCUGGCCCAUCGGAUCGUCCUGGUGCCAAACGGCCCCACCAGGGCGGAGAAGACAUCAACCCACGUAUCUGUGCAGGUCAGCAAGACCUCAAGCACAGGCCUCUACGCAUAUCGCGUUGACACUCUUCUUGGACGACUCGUGGACAGUGGCGACCUGCAGAGCAAGCUCUUCCUGUCUCACCUUCACUGUCUGACGGCUUUCUGCCUUCCAGACCAGCUCACCUCGCGGACAGGUACAGAGGAGGCCCUGCGUAUCCUGCGAACUGCUGCCGUACAGGUCCUGCUCAACCAAACCAUGGACAACAAAUUUUUCCAUGAAGGGCAUCCAGAGACCGAUUCAUCGAGCCUCUUUUCCGGUACCAAUACCAAGCUCCUAGCGCGUCACAAGAUCCGCGUGUCACAGUCCCGUGUUUCGACCUAUGGCGCUGAAGACCACAGCACUGAUUACGACAUCGUCUACAAGGCACGGGACGUGGACCGACGAAACACGGCCACUGCAACAGCGGCAUACGUCGUUGCCGAGACGCUACAGUGUAGUAGGGUCGACUCCCAUGUGGCCAUUGCUAGUAAUCUGCCAGCGCGCAUCUGGAGCUUUUUGGGGAAAUGCCCAGUCUCCAACUUCUCGGCAGAUUUUGGCAUGCACAAGCUCUCCUACGAUGCGAAGUGGUUCAUGCCUUGGGAUCAGGACACUGGAACGCACGUUUUCAUUGCGGAAAACUGGCUCAGGCUUCACCACCUGCUCAGCCAGCCCGGCAACCAGGAGAAGCGUCUCACACUCACGACCUGGUUAGCAGCGAUCGCAUGUGCCGAGCACGUGGAUAAGGACAUCUUGCACGUCCUGACCACAUUCUUCACAUCUUCGGGUAAGAUGAGCCAGGUCGACCUUCCUUCUUCGGCCACACAGUUCGCCCUGAAUCGCGGCCACGGGUUUCAGCGCGAUCUGAUUCUCAAUAUCGUGCGCCAGCAUAAACGAGACUUUGAUCCGAGCACCGACAUCAUCGAGACGCGCGAGAAGAAAGAGUCGCUCCAGGCGUUUCGCAAUCGCGGUCGCACAUCGUGGCACAGCCGCGCCGAGACAGCCGCGCAGGUUCUCGUCGCGCACUUCGGUCAGCAGUGGCCGUGUGCCGUGCCGGUGGGGCCUACCGGCCCUGUCCGCGACGAGGCGACGAAGUAUUUCUGCAUGAAGAAGGGCAUCACGUCCCAGGUUCUUGCCAUGUUCCGCGCGUGGUUCGAGAACCUGCAAUUCUUCAAGUAUCUCCAGCAUACCUGCGCCAUGGUGUCUCGCGACAAGUGUACUAUCGUCCAGCCGAUUCACCGACCGCUGGUACUCCUGCCAGCUGUUCCUGGUGUCAGCCGAGGGUAUAUAUCUGUCGCAGACCUGUUCGACCAAGCUGCUCCAUCGGAAUCUGCGUCAGCACCCGCCAGCUUGCCUCAGAUGCUGAGCUCAUCAUCCAGCGUCAAUGAUGGCGUUGAGGCUUAUGCGCAUUCACGCGUCAAGGAGCUGGCCAGGUCUUUGAAGACAAUGGCCAAGUCAACAUACGAGAACAACUACGUAGCCAGUAUGGAUGCUAGUCGCGCCGCGCUUAAAAGGGGGCAGUUCGCUUCCAAAAUGCUCGUUGUUGACCAUUCACAGUUGAGACACAACCUAGCGUGCUACUUGGCAUCAUGUCAGGACCAUGUCGAGUUGAUUCAUGAGAACAUACGCAAUCUCAUGACUAGCGAUGUGGCAGAUAUCUACCAGCUGCCCCGGAUCUCCCCGAUGCUCCUUCUGGAGCAGCUCAACCGCAGCAACUGGGUUCGCUUGGGCGAUGACUGGAAGAGGGUUCUCAUAGAGUAUGCAGUGGCCUUGACAAGACUUCAACGAGCGCAGAGACUUGUCGACGCUCGAGGAACUGCGUUGAUGAAAGAGCUCCAGAACGACGGCCACACCAAUUGGGAUCCAGCCAGACACCCUGAGUGGCUGCUUCUUGAGAUUGAGGGCGCGCUUCUCAUCCGCGAUGUCCAGGUUGAUAUCGCCACUCACAUGCAGAGCCCUGCCCACGGCAAGAACGCCGUCAUGCAGCUCAACAUGGGCGAGGGCAAGUCGUGCGUCAUCGUGCCAAUGCUUGUUACCUCGCUCGCAGACGGCAACAAGCUGAUGCGUGUGAUCGUGGCCAAGCCUCAGAGCAAACAGAUGGUUCACAUGCCCAUCUCAAAACUCGGCGGCCUCGUCAAUCGCCAGGUCUUUCACCUCCCAUUCUCAAGAGCGAUCAAGGUUGGCGAGGCAGAGAUUGCCGCCAUCGACAAACUCUUGACUCGCUGCCGUGUCGAGGGUGGCGUACUUCUUGUGCAGCCUGAGCACAUCUUGUCCUUCCAACUCAUGGGCAUCGAGCACAAGAUCAGUCAGAAGAACGACACUGCUGAUCGUCUCUUGCAAUUGCACGAAUAUAUGCGCAGUCACAGUCGCGACGUGGCCGACGAGAGUGAUGAGAACUUUAGCCCCAAGUUUGAGCUUGUCUACUCACUCGGUCUGCAGCAGCCCAUCGACCACAGCCCCGAGCGCUGGGCCUGCAUUCAGGAGUUGCUUGACUUGGUCCGCAAAUGCCUGCCCAAGAUCCAACACGACUUCCCUCAUGGCGUGGAGAUCCGGCCGGGAUCUGAAGGCUGCUUUCCCCGCGCGCGGUUGAUCGAGCCGAAAGCUACAGACAAGCUGCUCGACAUGCUUGCAGAUCAGGUGUGCCAAUACGGCGUCAAGGGUUUCCCCAUUGCCCAGGCCACUCCAAGUCUCCGCGGCCCUAUCCGCGAGUACAUCAGAAACUGUAAGGCAUCUGCGGACAUCAUUGCUCGUGUGGAGCAGGAUUCUCCCACAGGGUUCUGGGCAGAGACUACCAAGAAUACCCUGCUCCUGCUCCGCGGCCUAAUUGCGAACGGCAUUCUUGCUUUCGCAUUCGGCACAAGCGCUGGAGGACUGGCCGUGCCAUAUCGCGCGAAGGACCACCCUUCUGCCCGGUCCGAAUUCAGCCACCCCGACGUUGUGAUUGUCUUGACGUCGUUGAGCUACUACUACCAAGGCUUGAACGACGACCAGCUCAGCAACGCUCUAUGCCACCUCGACCGCUCCGACCAGCGCGCUGACGAGUACGCAACCUGGAUCAAGGACGCAAAUGGGCUGCCCAAUGCUCUGCUACAUCUUGGCGGCGUGAACCUGGAGGACCGGGACCUUUGUGUCAACAAGCUCUUCCCGUGCUUCCGGCACUCCAAGGCUGCGGUCGACUACUUCCUCGCCCACGUCGUCUUCACCAAGGAGAUGAAAGAGUUCCCGCACCGGCUAUCGGCCUCUGGUUGGGACAUCGGCGAGCAGAAGAUUCAUCCGACCACUGGCUUCAGCGGCACUGACGAUGCGCAGAUUGUGCUUCCGCUGAGUGUCACGCAGACGGCCCUUCCGGCGCAGGCUCACACCAAUGCUCUUGUCCUGCAGCACCUGCUCCAGCCCGAGACGGCUGUGAAGCUGAUGCCUUUUCUGCACUCAGCAGCUGGGGCCGCCCAGUCCACGCCCAGUACCAACGCAGAGCAACUUCUCGACAUGGUCGUUGCGAUGACACCACCUGUGCGCGUGAUUCUCGAUGUCGGAGCACAGAUCAUUGAGUUGGACAAUCUGGGCGUUGCCAAGAAGUGGCUGCACCUGCUGGCUCACGACAGCGGCACAGAGGCGGCUGUCUUUGUCGACAAGAACGACAACAUCUGCGUGGUCGACCGCAAGGGCCGCGUCGAGCCGCUGCAUACGUCGCCAUACUGCACGCAGCUCAGCCUGUGCGUAGUGUUUCUCGAUGACGCACACACCCGCGGCACCGAUCUGAAGCUGCCCGAGGACUAUCGUGCUGCAGCCACGCUAGGUGCAAAUCUGGUCAAGGAUAGGCUUGUUCAGGCUUGUAUGCGCAUGCGCGAGCUGGGAAGAGGCCAGUCUGUCGUCUUCUGUGUCCCCGACGAGAUCCACCGCAAGAUCAAUCGCCUCAUGAGCCGCAGCCACCUCACGCAGGAAGUCUCUGUCUCCGACGUCCUGGCUUGGGCCAUCUGCGAGACAUGGCAUGAUGCGCGGCGCAACACGGCGCUUUGGGCAAGCCAAGGCAAGCGGUACGAGUUUCACAGCCAGCUGUGGGCGCAGGCCCGGGUCGGAAGUUCAGGUACUGCUGCCGCUGGGGGGCAGCUGGAUUUCUCGCACGACCUGGCGAAGAACUUCCUCGAGGAUGAGGCGCAGCUCAUCGAGACACGAUAUCGACCAGUCUCGCAGCGCCCGCCGAAGGCUCAAGCUGACCUCAGUCAGACUCAGCGCCUCAUCGCCCAGCGCUGCCAGGACCUCGACGCAAUUGGUCCAUCCUCUGCAAUCCUCCAAGAGGAACAAGAACGCGAGCUCGCACCCGAAAUCGAGGAGGAGCGACAGCUGGAGCGACCGGACAAGGCGGAGCCCCGGGAUCAUUCGAUCCAUCCACAGGUACAGGCAUUUGUCCAGACCGGCACCAUCCCAUCCAACAGCAAGGCAUUCGUGCCUGUCUACCAGUCCCUCGCGGACUCUUCGGGCGGCAAGUAUCUCGCCAAGUUGGCCCAUCGCCCGGUCCUGCUGUACUGCACGCGCGACUUUCAGGCCACAAUCAAGCCGCCAACUGUCGGCUACGUGUCAGACUCGUACCAGCGACCAGUGCAGUGGAUCCUGACCAGCUUGAAGCCGCCAGAGGGAGCUGAAAAGCGGAAGCUCAAGCACAUGGUUAUUAUCAGCCCGUACGAGGCGCAGCAUCUCAUGGAUGGGAUCAAGCAGUCCCGCACCGUGACGCUGCGCCUGUAUGCACCAUUGCUCAAUGAAGGAUUCCGCAGCCUCGACAGGCUUGAUUUGUACACCGUCCCUUCGCCGCCGUUGACGUCGCAGGCGGCUGCUGCUUCUGCGUCCACGGGCCUCUUGCUGGAUGUCCCUACGGAUGUGAUCCUCGAGCUUGAUCUAUUUGCCGGUCAGUUGUACUUCAAGACAUUUGCAGAGUUUGAGGCCCUCCGGGAAUACCUGCGCGCCCGGCCCUCGUCUUCGUCCAACAGCGAGGCCGGCAGCAGUGAAGCGCGCGUGCUGGAUGAUAACCUGGUGGGAUUGCUCAAUGUCAUCAUGAUGAAGAUGAGACGCGAGUGUGAAACCAUUGACAAAACUCACACGGGCAAGGCGUUGGACGGCCGGCGGAUCGCAGAGGAGGACUUCAAGGAGUGAUUCGCGCAGAUUGAGCGUCUGUCGACCACGCAAGAUGAAUUAUAGAAGAUGGG
Molecule: messenger RNA, 8603 nt
Organism: Microdochium trichocladiopsis
Lineage: Eukaryota; Fungi; Ascomycota; Sordariomycetes; Xylariales; Microdochiaceae
Exons: 7
Coding region: 1-8550 (2849 amino acids)
Source: RefSeq, a predicted model, not a curated record